CUGGGUGUAUAGGGGGAGGCGCUGCUCAGGUGUCCGUGUUCUGUGGUGGAUGCGGUGGUUGCGCGCGAUUGAGGGACAGCUGUCCAAGUCCAGCCAAGGCGUGGUGCCGUAGACGGCGGCGGGAUAACGCGCACACUCAUACGUUACAUCGCAACACGAAAAUGGGGAAGUACUCAGGGAAGAAGUGUCGGCUUUUGACCAUGUUCAGCCUGACGACCACCUUCUUCCUGGUGGAAAUCAUCGUCGGCUACGUCACCAACUCCAUGGCGCUGGUGGCCGACAGUUUCCACAUGCUCAGCGAUGUGGUGGCUCUCGUCGUGGCCUUUCUUGCCGUGCGCAUGUCUCCCAAGAAGUGGUCCAAGAACACAUUCGGUUGGGCGCGCGCCGAGGUGCUCGGCGCUCUGGUCAACUCGGUGUUCCUCAUUGCGCUCUGCUUUUCGAUUUUUGUCGAGUCUCUAAAGAGGUUUUACGAGGUGGAAAAGAUCCACAGUCCGCAGAUGAUCCUGGUGGUUGGCGUGCUGGGACUGGUGGUCAAUGUGAUCGGGCUCGCUCUCUUUGCCAACCACAGCCACGGCCACAGUCAUGGCGGACUCAGUCACGGCCACUCGCACGGCGCCGCCAAGAAGGCGUCGCCCGGCUCGCCGCCGCCGCCGUCCCUGCCGGCCACCACGCGCGGCCACCUAUCCUCCUUCGUCGGCGAUGACGACGACGACGAGGUGACCGUCGGCGGCGGCCGCGCGCCCGCCGGCAACGCCCAGCAGAUGAACAUGCGCGGCGUGUUCCUGCACGUGCUGGCGGACGCCAUCGGUUCGGUGAUAGUGGUGGUGUCUGCGGUGAUCAUCUGGCAGACGGACUGGAAGUACAAGUUCUACAUCGAUCCGGCGCUCAGCAUUGUCAUGGUGAUGCUCAUCCUGCGCUCCGUUUGGCCUCUCCUGGUGGAUAGCGCCAUGAUUCUGCUGCAGACGGUGCCGACGCACAUCCAGGUGGACUACAUCGAACAGAAGAUCCUGCGUGAGAUCGAGGGCGUGUUGGCCGUGCACGAGUUUCAUGUGUGGCAGCUGGCCGGGGACCGCAUCAUCGCCUCAGCCCACAUCCGCUGCCACAACCUGGCCGACUACAUGACCAUUGCCGAACAGAUCAAGCAGCUGUUCCACAACGAGGGCAUCCACUCGACCACCAUACAGCCUGAGUUUGUGGACUACGAAGCGGCAACGUCCAACAAGAGCGAGACAUGCAUCCUGGACUGUCCGCCGUCAGAGAAUGAGAACUGCGUGGCCAACAAGUGCUGCAGCGCCAAGAAGUCGGAGGAGACGGAGAGCCUGCUGUCGAGGACGCGCCCGGCAGCCGGCGACGAGGCGCCCGACGUCGAGCAUGGCCUACUAGCAGCGGGCGCGGGCCGGCCCAGCUCGGUCGGACCUUGACCGCCGCCCGCCGCCACUCUCCGGCUUCCAGCCGGGCCGCUCGACGGCCGGCGAGCACCGUCCGGUCAUCACUGCCGCGCUCCCCUCGUCCGCCGUCGUCCGGACGGGACCGCGCCUGGCGUCCUCGUCUGGCGGCGCGGCCGAACGGUUUUGCGGUGCGUGGUUAGUGUUGCGUUAGCUGUGGCUGGCUGCGUCCGCUCGCUGUGACGGCGCGGUGACCGGCGUGUCGAGUGCAAUUACCUGCGGCGUUUGCCCAAUCAUGU
Pollicipes pollicipes is the source of this 1684-nucleotide messenger RNA. RefSeq names its product zinc transporter 1. The record is from RefSeq and is a predicted model, not a curated record. Gene Ontology annotation, biological process: intracellular zinc ion homeostasis; detoxification of zinc ion; zinc ion transmembrane transport. The transcript has 8 exons. NCBI's taxonomy places the organism in Eukaryota, Metazoa, Arthropoda, Thecostraca, Pollicipedomorpha, Pollicipedidae. Gene Ontology annotation, cellular component: membrane. The coding region runs from base 162 to 1421 and encodes 419 amino acids. Gene Ontology annotation, molecular function: zinc ion transmembrane transporter activity.